Molecule: messenger RNA, 1511 nt
Organism: Durio zibethinus
Lineage: Eukaryota; Viridiplantae; Streptophyta; Magnoliopsida; Malvales; Malvaceae
Product: putative WRKY transcription factor 13
Biological process (GO): regulation of DNA-templated transcription
Molecular function (GO): sequence-specific DNA binding; DNA-binding transcription factor activity
Source: RefSeq, a predicted model, not a curated record
CUUUGUCCAGCUAUACUAGAAGUUUGAGAGAGACCCUUCCUCCAGUUCUUUUAAUCUAGACUCUUUCUAUUUGUAGUCGAUCAUCUAAAAAUCCCUAGCUGUUUCCCAAAGUUUUCUCCCAUAUAUAUAAUUGGAAUCAACACCUAAAUAUUAUUUGGUCUCAGAUCAUCUUCCACAGGCCUCCAGAGAUAGAGAGAUAGAUAGAAGAUGUCAUCUACCUCCCAAGCCAUGCUAAACCAGGGCUUGUUUGAGGAACAAGAGAUCCCUACUCAGAUGGGUAAUUUCUUUAUCUUUCCUUCAAGCUUGAGUAAUUGUCCUCCGUUGGGUUGCCAUCAAUCUCUCAAAGUCUCCAAUAUAGCUGCUGCAGCAGCUUCACUUGCAGCUGAUGCAGUACCUAAUUCUGCUGCUACUCUAACUGAAACCCUACUCUCAUCUGCCACCUCUCAAAAGCAUAGACACGACCCUGCUUCUGAUUUUGGAGGACCCCAACUCCUUUCCUUGCACAGAUCCAGUGCUAAUUUCUGGGCAUGGGAAGAGGUAAACGAGUGUUUGGGAAGCAAGAAAAUUGGUGUAGAUGAUCAUCUAGGCGUUCCUGCAAUGAAAAUGAAAAGGAUUAAAGCAAGAAGAAAGGUAAGGGAACCUAGGUUCUGCUUCAAGACCAUGAGCGAUGUGGAUGUAUUGGAUGAUGGAUAUAAGUGGAGAAAGUACGGCCAGAAAGUGGUAAAGAACACCCAGCAUCCCAGGAGCUACUAUAGGUGUACGCAAGAUAACUGUCGGGUAAAGAAACGAGUGGAGAGAUUAGCAGAAGAUCCAAGAAUGGUAAUAACCACGUACGAAGGCCGGCACGUACAUUCGCCGUCUCACGAUCUUGAAGACUCUUCGCAACAGCCUAAUUCUCAGCUUAACAAUUUCUUCUGGUAGCCACCCACACCUGCAAUUAUUAUUACUACUUAACAAUCAUAUAUCAUAUAUCUAUAUAACUAAUGUGCUUAAAUGUUCUCCAUUCUGGUUUGUGUUUGAACUUUUUGUUGUCUUUUCGAGACAUAGUUUUGGGCACUUAGAAAAACAUUCAAAAUAAAACGAACAAUAACUUUUCAUUGUUGUUUUUUGUAAAUUUUGUAGAAUAUAUAAUAAUAUUGCAGGUCUAAGUUCCACUGUUUUUUAUUAGGUAUAUGAAAAUAGCUGAGUUUUUUUUUUUUUUUUGGGGAAUUAAUGGAUGAGUUGAUUGAUUUGUUGAUCACCUAAGGAAGCAACCUGGAAGUUUAAGUGGCUAGGAUGGAGUAGUUUUUCAACCCUGGAAGGAGCAUCAAUCGUUGUUGUUGUUGCAUUCUCUCUUUUGCAUGUUCUGAAAUGAUUACCUCUUGUUGCUUAAAAAUAAAAUUUCAAACACAAGAACAGACGAGCAAAUUAUUGACUUGUAACAGAAACCUUGCACGUGAGCGUCCAUUAACAAUAAUAACAUAAGCCAUAUAAUAAUAAUUUCACCUUUUUUUUUUCUCUUAGCAGACCCU